AUGCCCGCACCCCGUCCGCCAGCCCAGUCAAGGGCCCGCAAGUCGACCGUCCCCGACCCUGACCUGUACGGCGACGACCCAGACCCCUCGAGCGACGACCAACCGCCCCCGCCCAAACGCGCCAAACCCGCCCCGCCCGCCUCCAAGCAGCUCAGCCGCCGCGGCUCAAAGGGCCCCCAGCCCGUCCGCGGCACCGUCAUCGCCGACAACGGCCGCAGGAGGAGCACCCGCCUCUCGAACGAGCACGCCCCGGACGACGACGACCACCCUGUCGGCGCCGACUCGUCCUCAUCACGCGCCAACAACGCCUCGACCUCGGCACCGGCGCGCAAGGCCAAGCCCUUGUCCAAGGCCAAGAAGCGGCCCCAUCGCGACGACCGCUCGGCGUCCGACCCAGACGACGCCGCCGACGAGCCCGACCACCCGCCCGCACCAGCACCCUCGAGGUCCAAGUCGUCCGCCAAACGGCCACGAGUCGCGCCCGGUCAAGACGCCGACGGCGACAACGCCUCGUCCAGUCUAGCAACCGCCGCCGCACCCGUCGCGUCGAGCAGCAGCGGCGCUCCUCCUGCGCCGGCCCCCGCCCGCCGCGGCUUUGUUCCUCGAGCCGUCGCCGACCUCGCACAACGCGUCAACAAACUGCCGCCGACUUAUGCCGCCGCCCUCGUCGACGACGACGACGAUGCAGGCGAUGGCGCCGCCGACCCGUUCCCGUUCACGACCAACCCGCCGACGCCGCACGCCAAGAAGAAGUCGCAAGGUGCGGCAGGGAGCAAGGCGGCGAGCGCGGCCAAGGGCAAGGGCAAGGGCAAGGCCCCUCGAGUCGUGCGACCCGCCUCGCCUACCUCAGACGCCGAGGACGACAACGCCGCCGGCUCCGACACGGACGUCACGCCCGACUCGGCCGCCCACCCUCCCUCGCACGCCGCCGCCGCCUCGACCUCGGCUCGCCGCGCCCGCCCUGACGCGACCCCGCCUCGCGCUCAGGGCCGGCACCCGCUCCCGCACGACGCUGCCGCCGCCGCCGCCGACGGCCGCGCGAGCGUCCACGUGCACGAGACGCCCGUCCAGGUCAAGAACAUCGCGUUUCGCGCCGGCGCUGGGCCGGGGACGCCGGCGACGGUGCAGCGGACGAUGGGCGGAUCGGGUGCAGCGAGUGCGAGGCGGAACAGCGUGAGGGGGAGCGCGACGAGGGGCAGCAGCAUCGGCGGCGGGUUUGACGCCGUCCCGCAUCCGCAAGUCGCCGACGACAAGCUGUACCGCUCGACUGACGCGUCCGACCCGCUCGCCAAGCGGCUCCGAGCCCUCCUCAGCUGGGCGUCGCAGCGCACCCGGGGCCGCGUCCUCGCGCCGUCGGGCCUCGGCGACAAGGGCGAGGGCGACGAGGUCGAGCGCGCCGCGAGGGAGAUCGUCGACAGCUGGGUCGACGACGUGUGCCGCCUCAAGGUCGACACGAGCGUGCCUUUCUCGGAGCCGAGCGCGUCGCAGGACCCGGCGACCCUGCCUCCGCACCCGCAAAACGAGGCCAACGCCGCUCGUCUCGGCGAGCUCGAGGCCGCCUACGCAGCCAUCGCCCAGGAGCAAGCCCGCCGUCACGCCCUCGAGCCGACGUACCAGGCCUUCUUCGACCGCCGCUCGGCCGCUCACGACGCAGCCCCGGCCCCGCAACGCGCGUGGGACGACCCGGUCAAGAUGGCCCGCACACUCGACACGUCGUCGAUGUCGCUCGCCGCCGCCGACCCGCCGCUUUCGGCGCUCCCGCUCUCGAGCCUCGCCGACGCCCGCGCCCUCGGGCAGCGUGUCCUCGCCGGCGACCUGUCCCUCGCGGCGAGCAGCGUGUCCUCGACCUCGCCGGCGACGGACCGUCCCGAGAUCCAGCGCGCGCUCGUCGGCACGGCGCAGCUCGCGCACGUGGCGCACCGCCUCGAGGGCUUUGUGCGCGCCGCGAGCGCGUACGUGCGCCACCGCGGCAAGGAGACGCACGCCGUCCUCGGGCAGCUCGGCGCCGGCGCGGCCGCGCCGGGUGCGGCGGCGCCAGGAGGCGAGGGAGCGGGACUUGCGGCGGCGGCGGCGGCAGUUGGUGGCGCAAUGGCGGGCUCGAGUGGUGGCUCGACGCAGGCGGGCGCAGGGGUCGAUGCGCGAGAUCUGCUGCGCGCGAUCGCCGGCGCGGACACGGCGCGGCGUUGA
Rhodotorula graminis WP1 is the source of this 2187-nucleotide messenger RNA. RefSeq lists its product as uncharacterized. The transcript has 6 exons. NCBI's taxonomy places the organism in Eukaryota, Fungi, Basidiomycota, Microbotryomycetes, Sporidiobolales, Sporidiobolaceae. Gene Ontology annotation, biological process: cell division; mitotic sister chromatid segregation. Gene Ontology annotation, cellular component: MIS12/MIND type complex. The record is from RefSeq and is a predicted model, not a curated record. Bases 1 to 2187 code for a protein of 728 amino acids.